CAGCGCUGGAGUAGUAUCGCCAUUUCAUAUGAUGGCGAGUGGUUGCCACAUCUCUUCGUACCGCUACAAAACGCUGCAGGUUUUGUUGGCCGCUUUUGCCGUGGUGUCCAUCAUUCUUGUAAUCAUCCAAGUAAUCCAUCAGCAAUCAGUCGACAGCAUUUCUCUCGAAUUAAAAGGCAAAUUAGGCCUAAAAUUGCAAGAGCACGGACCAUCCCAUUCCAUAAAGCGCUUCUUCAACAGCCAGCAGCGUCAGUACAAUUUGAUGGAGGAAAUAACCAAUAACGCCAAAGUCUCCAACAACUUUGGCAGCAAAGAUUGCACAAUAGAUUACAUGAAUGCUAACAAACUGCAGCAAGAUCACCCGUGUGUUGUUGAAACGAUUCGACAGCAUUACUUGAACAAACCCUCGCCACCGCAAGUUCCGCUCAAACUGAGUUCCGACAACGACAACGAUCGAUCGCCUGGACAGACUGGCGUCAUUUUCAGGCUCCUGAAAAAUCAGACGAAAGGCUUCUUCGCCGAAUGUGGUGCACUAGACGGCGAGUACCUGUCAAACACGAUCGAUCUGGAACGGAAAUUUAACUGGACCGGCUUAUUGAUUGAAGCCAACCCGCACGUUUUUGAAAAACUUUUGUCCCGAAACCGCAAAGCUUGGACGUUGCCCAUUUGUUUGAGUUUGGAACCCUUUCCUACCAAGGUCAAGUUUCAACCGAAGCAAAACACUGGCCUUAGUCACAUUGAGGGUGAAGUGAAAACAUUGCAGCAGCCGGGAGUUCCAGGCGUCGAUCCUGACAUGAUAACCGUCCAGUGUUUCCCGUUUUAUUCCGUCCUGCUGGCCGUUGGGCGAACUCAAAUCGAUUUUUUUAGUCUCGAUGUCGAAGGUCACGAGCUGAAAAUCCUCAAAACUAUUCCCUGGCAUAAAGUUGACAUCAAGGCACUGACGGUCGAGUGGGACAAUAUGGUGGAGGGCCAAGAGGCCCUGUCCACUUUCAUGGAGGAUAGCGGAUUCAUCCGAGUCGGGGCCUUUGAUUUCCAGUACACCAGAGACAUCAUCUUCAUUCAGGAUUUAAUCAACAAUGUCCAACAAGGAUGAUAUCAGUAGCCUAAUAUCCAGUCCAUGCCGAUGGAUUUUUCUUUUUCUUCUUGACAAAUAAAAAUGAAAUUCAUUUAAAGAUUCGAUCCAAAGUUCUCAAUCGAACGUUGUUGACUCUUUUUUUUUUAUGAGAAAGAACUAGAAAUCGUUGACUUUCGAAAUUAAAAUUCCUUAUAUCGAUCCGACCGAAAAAUUCGGCAGCAAAUAAUGAUAAUGUAUGACGAUUAAGGCUUUUGAAAUGUUUGUUUCCUUAUUAUCUGUAAUAAUAUUUCUGUGCCGGCGAGCCCGAAAUGUAUUAUUUUACGAUGUUAUUGACUUAUUGGAUGUAUUAUUACACUUUUUUAUUAUUACA
Molecule: messenger RNA, 1445 nt
Organism: Daphnia pulicaria
Lineage: Eukaryota; Metazoa; Arthropoda; Branchiopoda; Diplostraca; Daphniidae
Product: protein Star-like
Exons: 5
Coding region: 29-1093 (354 amino acids)
Source: RefSeq, a predicted model, not a curated record